Molecule: messenger RNA, 975 nt
Organism: Fusarium poae
Lineage: Eukaryota; Fungi; Ascomycota; Sordariomycetes; Hypocreales; Nectriaceae
Exons: 1
Coding region: 1-975 (324 amino acids)
Molecular function (GO): 1-alkyl-2-acetylglycerophosphocholine esterase activity
Source: RefSeq, a predicted model, not a curated record
AUGGAAUUUCCCAAUACUCCUUUUAUCGGCGGUGCAGCUGAUAUCCCUGUCAACUCUCCCUCCCCCAUCAUGUCCUUUACACCCGUUACCCUCCCAGCUCAGGACCGGAGAGUCCCUCUCGACAUCAAGAUCACAGCUCCAGCAACAGGUUCAAACCUCCCUGUCAUUCUCCUUUCCCAUGGCCAUGGCCCAAGCAACUACCUCUCAUCGCUCAAGGGAUAUGGACCCAUCGUCGACUGGUGGGCUAGCCAUGGUUUUGUGGUCAUUCAACCAACCCACCUUAGCUCCAGACAGCUAGGCUAUCAGCUCUCUGGGGAGAAUAUCAGGGAACUCUUUAUGGAUGAGCGGGUGAAGGAUAUGCAUCGCAUCCUUGACAGCCUCGACACUAUUGAGGAAACCGUUUCUUUUAUCAAGGGCCGUCUUGAUAGAGACAAGAUUGUUGUCGCUGGCCACUCCCUUGGCUCUUUGACAGCUAACAUCCUUCUCGGCGCUGUCAACACUGACCCUCGCGACGGCGAAAAGAUGCAACUCGCUGACUCUCGCAUCAAAGCUGGUUUCAUCAUGGGUGCCCUUGGCAAUGGAACCACCGAUCUUUCCCAAGCAGGUUCCACCAUGAUGCCCUUUUACAACAUCGAUUUCUCCAACAUGAAGAAACCUUGCCUUGUAGCAUGGGGUGACUCGGAUGUGAGCCCUCACUUGACAUCUCGUGGCGCAGACUGGCACGCCGACCCAUACACAGAGUCACCCAGUCCUAAGGCUUCCUUUGAGAUCAAGGGUGGGAAGCAUGGUUUCGGUGGUGUGAGCGGCUGGGAUGCGCUGGAGUGCCAGGAUGAGAGUGCUGAGAGGCUUGCCACUGUUCAAAGGUUGAGCUGGGCAUUUUUCCGAAGCCAGUUGUACCCUGGCGAUGAUUCCUGGGAGAACGCAAAGAAGGCUAUUGGGCAACAUGCGGAUAUUGGAAAGAUUGAAGAGAAGUAG